GUAUAAAUAUUAUUAGAGGUGUUCGCGGAACAGCAUGGCAGGGAUAUCCUGUCCAUUUAAGGCAUGCUAAACAGGGAUUUGUAGAUCAUGACAGGGGUGAAGGGAGCAUUACAUCAUCAGCGCAAUCGUCGAUGUGAAAUGAUGAUGCUGAGUCUCUCCUUCCUUUCUUCUACUGCUAAUGAGACAAGCCUAACAAAAUCCCCAUGACAAAACGCAAGUGCGAUGGGAGCAAAUGCUGCGAGACCAGCAACCCUUGAUCGGCCCAGAACUGAGAUGAAGGUCGUCACACCGGCCGUAAUGCACCCACUGGAUCUGCUAAGGGCAAGGAGAAAAAGAAGCGUCGGGAAUCCAUCCUGUCUCCAUUGCGUUGUGACACCUCGGGAUAUUCAAUUUGUUCCUUUUACAGGGGAGAAAUGACGUUGUUCUCUUGCCUUGCAGUCUCGAUCUCACCCUUUUCUUUCGAUCUCGGGCCGUGGACUGGUCUCGCCCAUUUCAUCAUAGUCCCCGACUUACGUCGGCCACUGGUCACCACCCGCGUGUCGCGACGAACAUCAACAUCAUCCAACUAGGUCUGUGAUGCUUGGAUGAAGGCUCAAGAUGCAAAAUUUGGUGUC
Cryphonectria parasitica EP155 is the source of this 614-nucleotide messenger RNA. RefSeq lists its product as uncharacterized. The record is from RefSeq and is a predicted model, not a curated record. The transcript has a single exon. NCBI's taxonomy places the organism in Eukaryota, Fungi, Ascomycota, Sordariomycetes, Diaporthales, Cryphonectriaceae. Bases 223 to 417 code for a protein of 64 amino acids.